Messenger RNA from Heterobasidion irregulare TC 32-1, 906 nucleotides. RefSeq lists its product as uncharacterized. The coding region runs from base 1 to 906 and encodes 301 amino acids. Gene Ontology annotation, biological process: amino acid catabolic process. The transcript has 6 exons. NCBI's taxonomy places the organism in Eukaryota, Fungi, Basidiomycota, Agaricomycetes, Russulales, Bondarzewiaceae. Gene Ontology annotation, molecular function: polyamine oxidase activity; L-amino-acid oxidase activity. The record is from RefSeq and is a predicted model, not a curated record.
AUGCGUCAGUGUGGAACCGUUCCUCAUGGCGAGUAUGACGAUCAGGUCAUCUCCUACCUGGAGAUCUUUGAUACGGGGACUGGAUUUUAUGAUCUGGCGCUUUCGGAAAUCGUAUUAGACUUCCUAGAUUUUGAGUAUGACGGCGAUGAGAUGUGGUACUGCAUCCAGGGUGAUGCCAGCGUUAUAGCGAAUGCGAUGGCACAGAAACUACCCGAAGGAAAGAUUUUCAACGGCAAGCGUGUUACGGCGAUUGCUCCUACCACCUCUAGAGAUCAACCCCCUCGCACGUACUCCCAUGUCAUCUCGACCAUCUCGCUUUCGUGCCUCCGUAUGGUUGAUACUUCGCAUUGCAAAUUCUCGUGGGGCCUGCAGACCGCUAUACGUAGCCUGCAUUACGCCACAUCCACCAAAGUUACGAUCAAGUUCAAUGAGAGGUGGUGGGAACGGAUGGGACAGGUCGGCGGAGUAUCCAACACGGAUCGUCCGACGCGAGCUGUCGUCUAUCCUUCCUAUGGCAUUGGUGGCACCGACGCAACCAUGAUUGUUAGCUACACGUGGGCACAGGAUGUGUCGCGCUUCAGUCCGUUUUCCGGCAAUCGCGAUUCGGAAAAGGCUCCACUGGACGUCAUCUCGAGGGAUCUCGCCGACAUGCAUGGCACCAAGGAUCACAACGAUCUCCGUAACCUGGUGUCCGAUCAUGGUGCAUUUGCUCACUUCGGCCCAGGGCAGUUCUCGCAACUCUAUCCCCAAGUGACCAAGCCCGCAGCCAACGGGAAGCUUCACUUCGCCGGAGAGGCCACCAGCGUCUAUCAUGGCUGGGUGGUCAGUGCGCUCAACAGCGCUGCCAGGGCUAUCUACGAGCUAGCCUAUUGUGAGGGCCGAGAAGAUCUCGUACAGGAGGUUUAA